Acanthosepion pharaonis is the source of this 783-nucleotide messenger RNA. The record is from the annotation of a GenBank genome assembly. NCBI's taxonomy places the organism in Eukaryota, Metazoa, Mollusca, Cephalopoda, Sepiida, Sepiidae.
AUGGAAUUACCUGAGAUGAGAUAUGAUGUGACUGAAUAUAUAGAAACGGCUUCAGGGAACAAAGUGAGUCGUCAGUCUGUUCUGUGUGGAAGUCAAAACAUUGUCCUGAAUGGAAAAACUGUCAUUAUGUCUGAUUGUAUCAUCCGUGGAGAUUUGGCUAAUGUUCGAAUAGGACGUCAUUGUGUCAUAAGUUCGAAAGCUGUCAUACGACCCCCUUUUAAAAAAUUUAGCAAAGGUGUUGCCUUCUUCCCACUUCACAUAGGUGACCAUGUGUUUAUUGGUGAAGAUUCCGUCAUUAAUGCAGCACAAGUUGGAUCAUUUGUACAUGUAGGAAAGAAUUGCGUCAUUGGUCGGCGUAGUAUCUUGAAAGAUUGCUGUGCAAUUGCAGACAAUACAGUGUUACCGCCAGAGACUGUCGUUCCUCCUUUCACUUUGUUUGCUGGAUCUCCAGGUCGUUUUUAUGGAGAGCUUCCAGAAUGUACCUUAGAAAUGAUGUUUGAUGCAAAGGCAAAAAUUAAUAUUUUAAUAUUUUCACAUAAUUGGCAUUUACUUCAAUUGCAAUGGCAAACUGUCCCUUUGAGUCAUCAUGAGCAAACAGCAAUUUUAUCUUUCUUUUGCAUCACCAUCCUUUGUCUAACAUCCUUAUCUUUGUUAUUUAAUUUCAAUGAAGAGAACAAAAUGGCGUCAAUUUUCUCUUUAUUUAAUCACCAACUUCUUUGUUGCAUCUUUUCGCUGUCUAAGCCAGCAAAAUGGAAGAUAUUAUAUUUCCAAUAUUUAGUUUAA